Messenger RNA from Tripterygium wilfordii, 696 nucleotides. Its product is annotated as histone H3.2. Bases 75 to 485 code for a protein of 136 amino acids. The transcript has a single exon. The record is from RefSeq and is a predicted model, not a curated record. Gene Ontology annotation, cellular component: nucleosome. NCBI's taxonomy places the organism in Eukaryota, Viridiplantae, Streptophyta, Magnoliopsida, Celastrales, Celastraceae. Gene Ontology annotation, molecular function: DNA binding; protein heterodimerization activity; structural constituent of chromatin.
CCCUCUUGCUGGUCACAACUCACAUCCACAUCGAUCCAGAUCCCAGAGAAAGCUCAACAGUACGAAUUCUCGCUAUGGCCAGAACCAAGCAAACAGCCCGAAAGUCCACCGGAGGCAAGGCACCGAGAAAGCAGCUCGCAACGAAGGCAGCCAGGAAGUCCGCACCCGCAACCGGAGGAGUGAAGAAGCCCCAUAGGUUCCGCCCAGGAACAGUAGCGCUGAGGGAGAUCCGAAAGUACCAGAAGAGCACAGAGCUUCUGAUCCGGAAAUUACCCUUCCAGCGAUUGGUCCGUGAAAUCGCACAGGAUUUCAAAACGGAUCUCCGAUUCCAGAGCUCCGCCGUGGCUGCUCUCCAGGAGGCCGCUGAGGCCUACUUGGUUGGGCUUUUCGAGGACACCAAUCUCUGUGCAAUUCAUGCUAAGAGGGUCACUAUUAUGCCUAAGGAUAUUCAGCUGGCGAGGAGGAUUAGAGGUGAGAGGGCUUAGAAUUACGUUUGGCAUGUGAUUUAGGUUUUCCCUACUGGUAAAAUUGUAACUGCAGGAAAAAAAAAUUUAGCUACCUUCUAUGAUAUGAUUAUCUUUGUUGAUUUUGGAGUUUCAACGCUCCUUCGGUGGCUUCGGUGCCCCCUUUUGUGGUCCUAUUACUGCUUUAUAAAUGGUCUUCAACUCUAUAGUUGGAUCCACUGUUCUAUCUAAA